GAGCAGAAGCGGGAGAGGCAGAGAAGAGACAGCCGGGGAGCGGGAAUGAGUGGGGCAGGGAGCGCAGAGCAGGAGGCAGCCCGGGCUGGAUAGGGGGAGGGCGGGAGUCGGCUCCUUCCCACUCCCCUUCUGCCUCCCCUGGGACCGAGGGAUCUCAGCCUCCUGCCGGAGGAUCUCAGCCUCCCAGUCCCUCUCUGUCCUACCUGAGACCCGCAUCCCUCCCGGACUGGCCCCAUGGAACCCAGCGCUGCCCGGAGCCUGCCCUAGGGGGGUAGGAACCCAGCGCUGCCCGGAGCCUGCCCUAGGGGGGUAGGAACCCAGCGCUGCCCGGAGCCGAGGAGCAGAGGAGCAGCAGGGGAUUCCUCUUGGAUUGGGCACUUUAUCUCCCUGGGAUUAUUACUGGGGGGCACAUUCAUGUUCUCUAUCCAGGAUACGCUCUCCCGGGGCGGGCUGAGCAUGAAGGAGGAGCCCCUAUCUGCCGGCUUGUCCUCCGUCCGCUCCUGGAUGCAAAGCUCCGGCAUUCUGGACUCCAGCACCGCGGCGCAAAGUGGCAUAGGCCUGGCCCGAGCUCACUUCGAGAAGCAACCGCCUUCCAACCUGCGCAAAUCCAAUUUCUUCCACUUUGUCCUGGCCUUGUACGACCGGCAGGGGCAGCCGGUGGAGAUUGAGAGAACAUCCUUCAUUGACUUCGUGGAAAAAGAUAAGGAGCAGAGUGGGGAGAAAACCAACAAUGGAAUCCAUUACAGGCUGCAGCUUCUCUAUAGCAAUGGGCUCAGGACAGAGCAGGACCUGUACGUACGGCUCAUUGACUCCAUGUCCAAACAGCCAAUUAUCUAUGAAGGACAGGACAAGAACCCAGAGAUGUGCCGAGUACUGCUCACCCACGAAAUCAUGUGCAGUCGGUGUUGUGACAAGAAGAGCUGUGGGAACCGGAAUGAGACUCCCUCUGAUCCAGUGAUCAUAGACAGAUUCUUUUUAAAGUUCUUCUUGAAAUGCAACCAGAACUGUCUAAAAAAUGCAGGGAAUCCUCGGGAUAUGAGGAGGUUUCAGGUUGUAGUUUCUACAACAGUAAAUGUAGAUGGACACGUUCUCGCGGUUUCAGACAACAUGUUCGUUCAUAACAACUCUAAACAUGGCCGAAGGGCUCGCAGACUGGAUCCCUCAGAAGCAGCCACUCCAUGUAUCAAAGCUAUCAGUCCAAGUGAAGGAUGGACCACCGGGGGCGCUACUGUCAUUCUUAUAGGGGAUAAUUUCUUUGAUGGACUGCAGGUUGUGUUUGGCACAAUGCUGGUGUGGAGUGAGUUGAUCACGCCCCACGCCAUACGGGUCCAGACGCCCCCGAGGCACAUACCGGGAGUGGUGGAAGUCACCCUGUCCUACAAGUCUAAGCACUUCUGUAAAGGCGCCCCAGGCCGGUUUGUCUAUACAGCUCUGAAUGAACCAACCAUUGACUAUGGCUUCCAGAGACUACAGAAGGUGGUUCCCAGGCACCCAGGGGACCCAGAGAGAUUACCCAAGGAGGUGCUAUUGAAGAGAGCAGCGGAUUUGGUGGAGGCUCUGUAUGGAAUGCCGCACAAUAACCAGGAUAUUAUCCUGAAACGAGCUGCUGACAUUGCUGAAGCCUUGUAUAGCGUCCCCCGAAACUCCAAUCAGCUUUCCUCACUGACAGCCAAUCACCCCCACUCAGGCAUGAUGGGAGUCAACUCAUUCGGCAGCCAGCUGGCCAUUAACAUUGCUGAAUCCUCCCAGGCAUCUGAACAAGGUUAUACCAGGAACACCAGUAGCGUCUCCCCACGUGGCUAUGUGCCCAGCUCAACCCCCCAGCAGUCUAAUUACAAUACCAUCACCUCCACUAUGAAUGGAUAUGGGGGGACAGCCAUGACCAGCCUUGGGGUCCCUGGAUCUCCGAGCUUCCUUAAUGGCUCCACGGCUAAUUCUCCAUAUGCAAUUAUGCCAGCAAGUCCCCCGCUUGGAGCAUCUUCCAUCACCCUCCCCUCCAGCGCCAACUCUGCCACCACAGGAGUCUUCUCCUUCUCUCCAGUCAACAUGAUCUCCGCGGUCAAACAAAAGAGUGCCUUUGCGCCAGUAGUGCGGCCGCAGACCUCUCCGCCACCGACCUGCACAAGCUCCAGUGCAAACAACCUCCAAGCCAUGUCUGGCCUCAUUGUGCCACCAAUGUAGGUGGAGAAAUCCAAAACCCGAGGAAGAAUAACCACACAAAGGAAGAACCAGUAGGUAAGGUGGAGCCAGGCGUUCUUAUUGGGCUGCAGAUACUGGAGAUAAAGAGACUGAAAAGCCAGGAUCUGUCACAGCGCGGUUGGUGGAACCAACUGAGAUGCAACAUUCCACUUUUAUUGAAACCCAUCAUUUUCCUACAAGCGAAGGGGCUGAAAUCCACUGAAAAGGUCGUAUUGUGCCUUUUCAUUUCUGCCUUUGACGAAAGACAUUUACACUUUUAGGACCAAACAACUUUUUUUUCUUCUCAAAUCAAGUCGGUUAUGGACCAUUUUUUUUUUUCCUAUUACGAUGAAUUAACUGGAAUUUGUAACUUGUGAUUACGGCUAAAGACGCAUAGUCAUACUACAGGCCGAUCACUUUCCCAUCUCUGUCCUUUCAUCUUUCACUGAAACUGGAUCCAAUGGAGAACGUAGUCGAGGGAGACUGGCCGAUCGCACCGCGGCUCCAAACUGAGAGACGGAGAAGUCGGAGGGACGAGUCCUUGAACGCUUUCCCUCGUCCGUAUGAAGGGUGGAUUCUAAAGAACCAGUUUUUGAGGUUCCUCAUCUUUAUCGAUUAUCUCUCCUACGAUCGCGGCAGUCGUUUCCACAUUUAUGGACCACGCCCCCUUGUGUGUAGUCCCUCCUUUUCAGCUGCACCGUGACAUUGCCAUUGUAGCACUUAACCCAUACGCAGUACCGGACAUGAUUUACAGGUUGGGGGGGGGGGGCAAACCAAGUCUUUUCUAUUGUGCUUUCCCUCUUUGAAACUGCUCUAACGUGUAAGUCAGAAGUUAAUGAGCACAAUAUGUAUGUGGACCAAGUCAUUGAGCCUUAGAACACAGUAAGAAAGAUGGCGACGGCGAUUGGUUUUUACACAACACAGAACCUUGUCGACCACUUUUAUACGUUUGACCUCAAACCCAGCGCAAAGCACAUGGGAGCGAGCUGAACCCGCCUAUACCUUCUAUACAUUAGCGCUUAGUUGCUUCCAAUACACCUCCCUGUAGGCUCCUUUUCUCUGGCAAUUGGUGGCGGGGAUGUCGUUUUGUAAUGCCGUUUCUAAUCCGGUGGCCUUAGGCAUGAAUAUAAAGGGCUAGGUUAGAGACGCAGAAGGUUUCCCAGCACUCAGACAACACUUUCCUUAUUUAUAAUGUAUUUAUUCACCCUCUCCCUAGUACAGAGGCAUUCCUGUAGCCUGUUUGUAUAUUUGUGUGCAAUAAAUUCCUACUGCAACAGGCCUCUUAGGAGCAACGGUUCCCUCUUCUUGUAUCAAUAAAGAGCCUUCUCUCUCACCCUGUAGGCACUCAGUUAACGUAAGAUGGGGGGCGGGAGGGAAAACUCACACAAUCCUUAUACCUGUAGCGUCUGUAAGACAACCUGUAAGGUUCUUUGUGUAAAAUGUAUGCAUAUCUUGUUGUGAAAGUAAGACGACCAAUCAGUGGUAAGCUGUCCCACAGUCCUGACCAAUCCACUGGCUUCCAUCUUGUUUUUCUUCUGUACAAAAGAACAGGAAACUACUCUCUACAUCUCUAUGGCCAACGUAAGAACCCAGGAAUAUACUGUCUAUCUCCUACCCAAAGACUGAACCAACCAACCAACUCAACCAGCAGGAGCAAUUACCAAUGGGUUUUUGAUCUAUUAUUAUUAUUAUAUAUAUCACUUAUCUUUCCAUCAAAGCCUUCUGCUAAUCAUCUUUCAGUCAACGGGCUGCAUGGUUGCUUGGGUAAGUGGGACCCUAGCAACUAAAUAAUGGUUUAGAUUCCAAACUAGUGAGGUGAAGACCAACUCAAAACAGUUAAAUUACAUUUAAUAGAAAUAUCCUCUUUAAAUGACUUUCAUUGGAAUGUAUAGAGAAGCAUGGCUGGAAUACUUCCACUGUUCUUUUUGUUCCGUGGUUCUCCAGUAUGAUGGCUAUGUGGUUGCUUGAUUGGGUUGGUGUGGCCUACCAGAAGAUCAAAUGCCCAUCAGCGCCAUCUUAUAUAUAGGCCUACAACAGCUGUUUAGCACUGGCUACUUCUUACAGUUGAAGGGAUGGCUGGGCCUAGAUAUUGAGUUCUUAGGAUUCUUUUGGAAGUCUAUUCUGGCACUGUUGCUAGGGCAAUGAACCCCAGCAACUGCAAUAGUUUGAAGGGCAGAUUGUAAAAGAUGGGGACCUAAAAAGAAAGGAAAGUAGUGAAAAAGAAACCUUGGGUCCUAUAUGGUGACAUUGGUUUCUGGGACAUAGAUGACUUGCCCAUACUCCUGUAUGGAUGGGGCAUACUGAUAAGUGGGCAGGGUUUUGUAGGAUCAGGGGCAUAACUGGGAAAGGUCCUGCUUUAAUAUUUAAAUGUUGGGGGUGUGUUUAUGAUAAUGUCCCUCUAACCCCAGAUGGCGGCAGAGCGCUAUUUAGACAUCAGGAAGAGCUGCGUGUUAGUGACGAGCGAACUCCUUCCGCCAGUAAUUGCAGACUUGUAUGCCUCCAACUGUUCCGCUUGAACCCCCAUUUUCUUACAAAAUGUUAAAUUCCUUUCAAAACAACAUUUCAUUCCUACCUGUCAGCUUACUCAUGAAAUAAAAAUGUAAAAACCUGA
Molecule: messenger RNA, 4789 nt
Organism: Xenopus tropicalis (tropical clawed frog)
Lineage: Eukaryota; Metazoa; Chordata; Amphibia; Anura; Pipidae
Gene: coe3l
Product: COE3-like
Exons: 16
Coding region: 415-2181 (588 amino acids)
Biological process (GO): positive regulation of transcription by RNA polymerase II; regulation of DNA-templated transcription
Cellular component (GO): nucleus
Molecular function (GO): DNA binding; DNA-binding transcription factor activity; RNA polymerase II transcription regulatory region sequence-specific DNA binding
Source: RefSeq, a predicted model, not a curated record